This is a messenger RNA of Hyalella azteca, 335 nucleotides long. Its product is annotated as glutenin, low molecular weight subunit. Lineage: Eukaryota; Metazoa; Arthropoda; Malacostraca; Amphipoda; Hyalellidae. The record is from RefSeq and is a predicted model, not a curated record.
UUUGCAGAUGCGCAUCCUUGCCCCACAAAACCACCACCAGCCUCCGCCUCCUCGGCCUCCGAUGGUCAUGUCCAUGGCCCAGCCGCCCCCAGUCUCCAUGCAGGGUCUGGGCAACAUGGCUGCCAUGAUGGCACCAUCAGGAGGGAUGCCCAUGCUGGGCACCCAGCCCAUGCCCCUGCCCCCCGACUCUGGGGUGGGUCACAGUGACUCACCCCAGCAGCCACAACCUCCCCAGCAGCAGCCGUCCUACCAUCACCUCCAUCACUCCGCUCCUCAGACUCGCCACCAGUCUGCUCCCCCAGUUCACCGGCACCACCCACCACCGCACAACCAUG